Drosophila rhopaloa is the source of this 1921-nucleotide messenger RNA. RefSeq names its product xaa-Pro aminopeptidase 3. Gene Ontology annotation, cellular component: mitochondrion. NCBI's taxonomy places the organism in Eukaryota, Metazoa, Arthropoda, Insecta, Diptera, Drosophilidae. Bases 197 to 1768 code for a protein of 523 amino acids. Gene Ontology annotation, molecular function: aminopeptidase activity. The transcript has a single exon. The record is from RefSeq and is a predicted model, not a curated record.
UACAGAAUUACAACAAUUUAUAUAAUCUUCUCAGUCGGCACUCUGAAAGGGAAACUAUCGCAUACAAAUACAAAAUAAAGAGCAAACAUAUUGAGCAGAUCAGAGCACCCAAUCGUCUAUCUGUCUCAGCCCAGUCUUGUCUCGUCCAUUUAGUCCCCUCUGUACAGUGUGUUUUCUUUAAUUCUUUAAUUCUUCAAUGCUGCGUUCUGUUCGAAAUUUCAAGUUUUUUUCAUGGCGUUGCGUGCGUCGAAGGUACGCCGUAUUGGCCGCUUCGGAUCGGAGUGACGUCCAUCUAGUUCUGCCAACGGUCCUGUCCUCCGAGUUCGCCAAAAGAAUUCAACCGCUCCCAGUACCCGACCUGAUCGAGAAGUUUUCCCGCCACUCCCCCGGCGGUCAGUUUGCCACAAUGGCCGAUCACCUCCACAGCGAUCCGAAGCCCAACGCAGUUAUGGUGCCGGAAGAGAUCGUCCUGCACCGAAAAAUGACUUUGGAUGACCUGAACGCUUAUAUGCAGGCAAAGGACGCGUUUAACGAGCCCCAAAGGAAAAACCGGAUGUUUGCGCACGUCCUUGUGGUGGUCGGAGCUAAUUCACUCGGCAGAUGCCCUCUCCGGCAGAAAUGCGAGUUUCUCUAUCUCUGCGACUGCUUAAGGCCAGGAGCGACCCUGGUACUCCACCGCAGCCGAAAGCGAAAAUCUGGAGCGUUGCUGUUUCUUUCCGGGGAAGUGGACUCGCAGCUGUCCACGAUUUAUAGCCAUAUGCACCACGUGGACGAUGUUCUGCCCCUAGCCAUGCUAAAGAAGAGUUUGCUGUGGCUGCUAAAGGAUCAAUCUCCCGAGCUUUGGCACUUCCUAGAGCCCUCGAGUCCAGUCAGCCGGAUAGUGAAAGAGGCGGCCGAAGAGGCCAAGAAGCCUCUUAGCAACCCCCGGUACAUCCUCCAGUACACACGCACCGUAAAAACCUCGCGGGAGCUGAGUGCCCUUCGUCGGGCUAACGCUAUUGCCGCAGACUCCAUGGCUGAAGUGAUCGCCCAGCACCAGCGCAUUCCCAAGGAGCUGGCUAUAUCCUUCGACUACAAAUGCCGAAUGCGGCACGCCCAUCCGAACGAGUCAAAGGUGUCAGGUGGGCCAGAUGGCAAUGGACUGUGGCAGAUGGAUGCUGGCUGCCAGUACGGAGGAUAUCAAGGCGGACUGGCCAGGUGCUGGCCCAGCUCAGGCCGGUUCACGCCGCCUCAAAAAAUGCUUUACGGUGCUCUGCUGGACAUACGGCGCGAUCUGUGUUCGUUGAUUCAGUCCACUGGAAAUGAAGGUGCCGUACGCACACCCCUGGAACUGCACGCCGCAUACCUAGUUCUAUUGGCGCGCCACCUAAGGGAGCUCCGGGUGUUACCCAAAGGCGACAGGAGUCCAGCCGAGACUGUCGAGGUGGCUCGCAAGUACAACUGUACGCCAGUCGUCGUCUCGCACAUGGGACUUGAUAAACAAGACACCAGUCGGAGACUCCUCGACUACCCAUUCGCUCCAGGGAACGUGGUGUCGCUGCGCCUGUCCAUCUCCAUUCCCGACGACUGCUGUCAGGCGUAUCCCGAGUUCAGGGGCACUCUUUGUCAGCUCGGCGACACCCUUCACAUCCGGGAUGACUACUCCGUGGAGGUGCUCACUGCCCUCUGCCCUAGCGAGUGCCAGGCAAUUGAAGCAGUAUGCUUACCUGCCAGCCGGGCCAGAUCCCCACGUGGGGAUGUUGUGGGCAGAUCAGCGCGGAUCUGGUGAUAUGCGCCGGCUGAAUGACCUCGCUGGGGGUGUCUGAAAACCCACCCACCACAACAUAUAUAUUUGUGCUUUUGUAUCGUAAAUAUUAAAACACUAUUUGUCAUAAUUAGACUUGCUUUUGGGUGAUUAUUAUAUUAUCCACUAUUAUCCAUA